UCUCUCUCUCUCUCUCUCUCUCUUAUAUUACCUGAUUUUCAUUUCACUUAAAAAUCAUGAAAGCCAAAGAGAUGAAGAAAGAGAGAGCCUUAGAAAGACUGGUGAAAUCCCCGGUACGUUUCUUGAUCAUGGCACGUGACGCCUACAUACGUAGCAUGACAUCAUGCUCCGUCGGUUUCAUCACCGGUGGUGGUGGUGGCUCAGGCGGAUUCGGUUUACCCGCGGGUCACUUUCAAAUCUUUGAAGCACCAAGCACUACUCUCCCUCGUAGCUUCACACUUGAUACGUCAACGACGACACGUGAACGCUGCCGGUUUGGCUCGGACUACUCACGUGUCGGUGGUGGUGGCGGAGAAGACAGGGAUGUGAUGAGACGAAAGUUGGAUCUCCGGAGAAAUCAUAGUUGUAUGGUGAUGGGAAAGAUCGAUGAAGAGAAGGCUUGUGAUGAGUUUGAAGAAGAGGGUUUGUUGUCUGUGUCUGAUCGGUUUAAGAAACGAAAGUUGUGUGGUGUUUUUACUAUUUGUCAACGGUAAAAAUAAAAAAGUGUCCCUCUUAAAUUAUUGUUUUUUCGUAUUUUCUUGUUAAUUCUCAAGGGACUGAUUUUGUGUGCAUAUAGAUUUCUUGAUUGUACGUAGUAUAUGAAUUUCAACUAUGCAUUAGCUUGGAAUGUUUUGUUUCAUACUAUUCACCUAGAGUUGAGUUACAUUUACAAUAUAGUUAUUUUGUUGGGUACUGAUUUACAAUAUAGUUGAGCUACGUUUCAACUAACCCAAUAUAAUUAUUAUAUUCGAAUCAGAUGAGA
Eruca vesicaria subsp. sativa (arugula) is the source of this 802-nucleotide messenger RNA. The record is from the annotation of a GenBank genome assembly. NCBI's taxonomy places the organism in Eukaryota, Viridiplantae, Streptophyta, Magnoliopsida, Brassicales, Brassicaceae.